UAAAGUGAAUGAAAACAAUGUUCCAACAGAACAUCUUCUUCUUCCCCGAUCUCCGAGAAAUCUGAAUGUCACUCCAGAAGCUCCUUCAAAACCUCAACACUGUCAAAAGAUGUCGUAAUCUCCCAAACUUCUCCAUACAUCGCAGAGCCAAGAUAGGAGACGCCAUCAUCAACACAGUCUUAAGCGCCCACCAUACCACCACCCUUCUCUCCAAGCUCACCCCUAAUCUUGUCCACCUUAUUAUCUCCGACCCGCAUCUGGAGACUCCCAAGUGCAUUGAAUUCGUGGGUUUCCUCAUAAAAAACCAAUCUUUGGUGUCGUUUGAUCUCAAUUUCGAUGCCCAUUUAACUCUUGUCUGCAGGCUAGCGAAAGCCAAAGAGUUUGCGGAUGCUGAGGCACUUUUGGGUGCCCUUUCAAGUCUUGAGAACUUCAGGUAUACCGUUUUAGCUUCUUUCAUUGAGAGCCAUGAUGUUUCGUUGAGAAUAGCCUCCAAAGUGUUUAAUUGGUUGCUUAAAGCUUACUCUGAUAAUCGAGAAUUUGGGAAGGCUUUGGAGAUAUUUGAUUAUAUGAGAAAUAAUGGUAUUGAGAUCAAUGAGAGGACCUGUACUGUUCAUUUGAUUGAGCUUAUGAAAUGUGAUCAAUGUAGUUUGGGACUAAAAUUCUUUUACUGGAUGGUCGAGUCGGGUAUUGAGGUCUCUGUGUAUUCUUUGACAGUGGUGGUGGAUGGAUUGUGUAAAUGUGGGGAAGUAAAGAGGGCUAGAGAGGUGGUGGAGGAGAUGGGUAGUAAAGGGAUAAAACCAAAUAUUAUUACCUUUAAUACACUAGUGGAUGCGUGCACUAAGAGAUGGGAUUUCGAAGAACUGUAUAACGUAUUGGUGUUGAUGCAGUGCGAAGGCGUGGAGUUUAUCGACGACACAUAUAGAUUCUUGAUUGAUGGGUUUUCGAGUAGUGGGAGAAUGGAAGAUGGCGAGAGAAUGAUUUGGGAGAUGCAUGAUAAGGGCUUUAAGGUGGAUACUUAUUUAUAUAAUUUAGUUAUAAACGGGUAUUGUAGAUUGGGUAACGUGGAAAAGGCAUUUUCUUUAGUUUCCGUGAUGAACGAGAGAAACAUUUGUUUAAACACGGAUACGUAUUGGUGUUUGUUUAGUGGACUUUGUAAGGUCGGCCAGUUUGAUGUGGUCAAUGAACUUGUAGACAUAAUGCAGGGUAAGGGAUUUGAGUUGGACCAAGUUAUGUUAGACACCUUAAUUGACCGUUAUUUGGAGGAGGGAGUGAUCGAGGAAGCAGCUAGUUUGCUAGAUUUUAUGGAGAAGAAAGGAUUUGUUCCCGAUUUGUGUGUGUAUGAGAAGGUAAUUGGUGGGUUGUGUAAGUUGAACCGAAGUGAAGAGGCAAGAUCGAAACUAACUACUCUAAUCAAAAGGGGUGUCUCCAAAGAGGAGUUAAGUUCUAUUCCACUGGCUAACUUAACAAGAAACUUAGCACUUGAAGAGGUGGUUUCCAUUAAUGAAAGAAAAGAUUUCGGCUGUUCUUCUGAUCGAAGUGGUAUAGUAGGCGAUGGACUCCCCGAGGAAGCUCAUGUAUAUAAAGAUGAGAUACAAAUUGAGGGAGUUGAUGAUGAAAAUGUAGGUAUAGACAUUGUAAAUGAAGUUGGCUAGGGGACAGAUAAGAGAAUGCAUAAAACUGGGAUGUGCUUUGCAGAAUGGUCAUGGAACGAAGAAUUUAAAAGAAACUGACCAGUUUCUGAACAAAAUGGAAAUCAACACUCUUGGGCAUAGUCAAUACUAAAUCUUUCAGCUGCCGUAUUGAGCUGGAGCUUGAUGCUUACAGAAACGUCAGAAAGGUUGGUUGUUUAGAAGCGCUGAGGAAGCCUGAUAUUCAACAAAACAAAAAAAUUAUUCAUAUGAUAGUGGAGUUGAAGAUGGGUAAUAGGAAUCAAACAUUCAAACAUGUUUGCCAGGGAGGCAACAGAUGUGUUGGUUGCUUGGCUAAUCCACACAGGAAGGAAUGACUAAAAUAGAUAUGGCAAGGAAAAAACUGAGGGAAGACAACCUAAAGAAUGUUUCAUAGGAGGAAGCCAGGAGAGGUGCAGAUGUUGAAAGAGGCUUUGGACUGGUGGAGAAAUUACAUUUGAUGUACCAUUACAUCUUCAGUUGUGAGUGAGUGCUGGUGUUAUCUUCCAAGGGCAUGCCAUUGCAUAUUAUGGUCCAUUUUAGAUAAAGCAAUUUCUGAUUAAUUUAGGCAUAAA
This is a messenger RNA of Ipomoea nil (Japanese morning glory), 2242 nucleotides long. Its product is annotated as pentatricopeptide repeat-containing protein At2g28050. Lineage: Eukaryota; Viridiplantae; Streptophyta; Magnoliopsida; Solanales; Convolvulaceae. The transcript has 2 exons. The record is from RefSeq and is a predicted model, not a curated record. Bases 66 to 1652 code for a protein of 528 amino acids. Gene Ontology annotation, molecular function: protein binding.